AUGCAAGGAGACAGUGUUGACACUCCUAUGAAGAUAGUGGAAGUUGAUACCUAUAAGGGACCCAAAAGGAAGAAACAAAAGCAUGCAUCUCAAGCAAGCAGUGAGGAUGCCCGAUCUGAAAUCAGCAAUCAGAGCUAUAUGUAUGAUCAACAAAGUGACAGCAGUUCAGUUCACACCACACCAGACCACCGAACCAAUGGAAGCAAGCGUAGAUUAGACAUAGACCCAUCUUUACCAUCAAUCACAAUAUCAGAAGCUGAAGGGUUAGCGUCGACUCAUGGCGAAAGUGAUGGGGAAAACCACGAUUUUCUUAUGAAAGGCAGCCAAUCUAUACGCAGUGGACAAAGCAUGUCUUCCAGUCUUGGCUUGACAUCAUCGAUGGGAAGCCGUGACAGUCUAAGCAGUUACUACAGCAAUGCCGGUGAAGUCAACUAUGGUAAGAUAAAUGUGACUGGUGACAUUCAGUUUGGUUUGGACUAUGACUAUAAGACAAGUUGCCUUGAAAUUCGGGUCAAGCAGUGUCGUAAUUUAGCCCCUGCUGAUGUCAAGAAGAACAAAUCAGAUCCGUAUGUUAAAAGUUACCUUUUACCAGAUAAAACUAAAACAGGCAAGCGGAAGACUAAAGUAAAGAAAAACAGUCUGAAUCCUACAUUUGAUGAAACACUCAGGUAUUACAUUGCCAAAAGUGAGCUAGAAAAUCGGACACUGUGGUUGACCGUGUGGCAUAAUGAUCGCUUUGGGAGGAAUGAUUUCUUAGGAGAAGUUACCAUUCCAUUUGAUUACUACCGGUUUGAAGGACCUACAUUAAAAUGGCAUCAACUGCAGCAAAGACAAGAAUAUUUGCCAUCAUCUCUUUCAUACAAAGGCGAGCUGACCUUAUCGUUAAAGUUUGUAACUGGUGAUAAACUGCUAACGGGGUCCACAACAUCUUUAAAGCACAGUAGAGAAGGCAGAUCUGAAGUUUCAGAUGGAGGACAACUUCAUGUUUACAUUAAAGAGGCCAAAAAUUUGACAGCAGUUAGAUCUGGAGGAUAUUCUGAUCCUUUCUGCAAAGGGUAUUUAUUACCAGAAAAGAACCGAUCAUCAAAGCAAAAAACUCCAGUGGUAAAGAAAAAUUGCAACCCGGUUUGGAAUCAUUCCUUUAUAUUUGAAGAUGUGUCUGCUAGUUUAUUGGCUGACCGAUGCCUAGAACUCACUCUGUGGGAUUAUGAUCGUAUAUCAAGUAAUGAUUUUCUUGGUGGCGUUCGACUGAAUUUAGGAUCAGGUAUUUGUGGUCGGAGAUAUGUUGAUUGGAUGGAUGCUGUUGGUGAUGAAAUCUCAUUGUGGCAGUCAAUGAUAUCUCGACCAAACACUUGGGUUGAUGGAACUCUUAUGUUACGUGCAAACAUGAGUAACAGAAUGUGA
Molecule: messenger RNA, 1404 nt
Organism: Octopus sinensis (East Asian common octopus)
Lineage: Eukaryota; Metazoa; Mollusca; Cephalopoda; Octopoda; Octopodidae
Product: synaptotagmin-like protein 5
Exons: 10
Coding region: 1-1404 (467 amino acids)
Biological process (GO): exocytosis
Cellular component (GO): exocytic vesicle; plasma membrane
Molecular function (GO): neurexin family protein binding
Source: RefSeq, a predicted model, not a curated record